GAUAAUGCCAUUGUAUUUGUGUCUGUGUGUGUAUGUGAAUGCAUAUGUGUGUGUCUAUUCGUCACAUACGAUCACCGUAAUCUUCAGCUGAAUAAUGAAGAAUGAUGAAACUUCAUCAUGAGUUUCAUCACGUCUCUUUCACUUUCUGAAAAGUAAAACCACCUGAAUCUCAGAAAACAACAACUCGAGAGUCCAAACAAUGGGAAAAUCUGACGUUUCACUGUGACACUGAAACCAUCAUGUAUCACAACCCUAAUUAAUUCACCAGUGUCACUUUAACCUUUCCAAAGAUGACUGAAAAUAUGUACGAGACCAAUCAGUUCACUAACCACACCAACGGGAACUAUUUAUUCCAGCACAGCCCGAGCGCAUUGAGCGCAUCUCAUUAUAGCUUACCAAACAUGAUCCAAACAUCUCCUCGACUCAACCAAGAGCAUCUAACGUCUCCAGGAACUCCAGGACAUGAGCUUUCACCAAUGCUUGACAGUGUCGGGAGUUGGGAAUACAAUCAGUGCGGAAGAACUCCAUCAUGGGGAUCGUCAUCUCACGAAGACCUCCAAGAGACAUCUCGAAUUUAUCCGUUCAACGUCGCAUCUCAAAACAACCCUUCGAUGAUUUGUAAAGACAAUCCUCAAAGGCUGGAUUCAUUCUCCAAGGCAUUCCCCACGAAGAACGUCCAUCUUUUCUUUGGCGAAACGAGUAGGGAUGAAAAGAUGUCUGAAGUUUUCACUCAAAGUCAUUUAGGUAGAUUUGAAAGGCCAUCUGUAGAGUCGUCGGUUUUUAAUCAGCAACUGAUGUGCGAUCAGUCCAGCUUUAACAUGUCAGAAAGCCUUUACCAAAACCACCAGCAGCUUCAUUAUGGAUACCAACAGAAACAGAAAGCCAACAACAUGGAGCAGGUCAACAGAAAUCUCCAUAACAGCUCCUGGCAUCCCUCACACGGCUAUCAAAACCAUCCCAUGGCAUAUCAAAUGGCUCUGGGUCAACAACAAAGAGGGAUGUUUGCUAAUAAAACUCACCUGGAUUCUUGGGAAAGCCUCGAAUCUCCAUCUUAUGAACACAGACAGGAUUUUAAAGUCCCGGAGCAGCAGAUUUUCCACUAUCAGGACCAACAACAACAUCUUCGUUCGCUUUCCCUAAACACCAACCAGUACCUUCAGUCUCCAGAUCAGCCUGUAGAGCAAAACAGCAUGUUUGGUGAUGCUCGUAAUUCUGCUCCGAACACUCCGGUGUUUUCCAGUCCCAAUAAGGAUCAGUCUGGAUUCAGCUGCAGGAGUGAUGAUCUUUACCAGACCAAGAGUUCAGCGGUCUGCAAAGCUCCUCCACAGACUGGUGUAAGAGGAGAUGUUUUGAAGCAUUUCACACAGCGUGCAGCUCAGUGGUCAAAGGCAUCUUCACCAGAUGUUAAAGAUGAGGCCGUUUCACCUCAUUUCAGAGCAGACGCCGGCCUGUCAAGAGAUGAGGGAUCAUAUGCCAAGAUGAAAUGCACUGUUUGUCAGAGGGAGUUUAAGAGUCUUCCAGCUCUGAACGGACACAUGCGCUCACAUGGAGGCCUGCGAACACACCCCGUCAACCUCAAAAUGAGAGACGGGCAAAUGAAUCUGUGUGCUGAAGUUCCUCAAGCGAACCCCAUCAUCUUACCCGUUUCAGUCCCGGUCAAGGAUUAUCAAUCCCAGAACAAACUCACACUCCUGUGCCAGCAGAAAGAUGAUGGUUUAAUGAAGUCUGGUGCGCAGGCCCCCCUCCCGCCACUCCGAAACCACCCUUCCUGUGUAAAGAAAUCAAACUCAGACGGAGAAUCUGCACCAAAGCAAGUGAAGAAGAGAUACCGCCACUGUCUGGUGCCACUGAUGAUUCCUCCGCCCAGAGCCGGUCAGGAAUCUCGAGGCGCUGUGCUCUUCCGCAGUCAGCUGAGGACGGCCAGCAGCAUGUCUGACGACGCACCAUACACCCCUCCACCAAUGCUCAGCCCCGCACGCCCCGGGUCAGGCCUCUUCAGUGCGGUCAGCGGCCGGCCAAACGUCCAAUCUACUCCAGACAGACUGCUCUCCAGGGCUGGAGAAUUGGAUGACUGUGGCGAGACUUUAAAAGAGACAGCCAUUAACGGGACACCUCGUAUUAAUAUUGGCGAGGAGUUUCAAGCUAAGAUUCCAAACAUUAAAGGUCAAUCUCUCACCGAGGAGGAUUCCCAUAAUGCUGUUCUUCUGUGGUCGCAAACUAAAGACAUGGAGAGCCCUGAUAACCAGCACAAAGUGGACAAUCUUCUGAAAAUGGCUUGUUCGAGUGUGCUACCAGGCGGCGGAGCAAACACAGAAUACGUCCUUCACUGUCUCUUUGAGUGCAGAGGAGACAUUAUGAAUACAGUUGAAAAGCUCCUCCUGCCCACGCUGAUCAGACACACAUCCAACCUCAAAACAGACUACCAUUACGCAGGAUCGGACAGAUGGACGCUUCAGGAGAAACGGCAGCUAAACAAAGCACUUCUGCUUCAUCACAAAGACUUCUAUCUUGUACAGAAAAUGGUCAAGACAAAGUCUGUGGCUCAGUGUGUGGAGUACUAUUACACAUGGAAAAAACGUUUGCGUUUGUGCUCGAGAAUCAGUACGGCUCUGGCUACACCAGUUCAAGACGUGCAGGGAGACUGGGCAGCAAACAACCACAGCGAACCGAAGAAAGAAUCCAUCAGCAAAAGCAGGGACUCAGAAAACUCCAGUGCUGUGUUUGUCUGUGAACAGACAAAUGAAGAAACGUGGACCCAGAGCAAUCUCCGUCUGCUCUGCAGCUCUCCAGCAGAGCACAGACCAUCCACUCUGACCGAGACUUUGGGUUCGGCUUCUGUAAGGAGUUCUCCAUCCAACAGCACCACCAGCGGAGACACCGAUUUAGCCCUCUUCCCCUGCACAGAGUGUGGAAAGGUAUUUUUGAAGGUAAAAAGUCGAAACGCCCACAUGAAGACGCACCGCCAGCAGGAAGAAACACUGUUGUGGCAGUUUCCCAGAGUUAAUGACCAAGAUCAUGCGAUUGUGACAUCUGGCUUCCCUGUUGCACCACUAAAAGAGCCCAUACGCCUUCAUUCGUUAUCAUAUCCCAGAAACACGGCGGCCAAAACAUCCUUAAAUGACAUGUGCAGUGAGUCAGAACAGGAAAUGGACUGUUCGCUGAAGUCACUUCCUGUCCUGCAGAGUCCUUUGAACUUCAUGUCAAGUUAGUAGCUUAAAGGUUGAGCAAACUGAAUCAGGGAUUUUUUGUAGACUACAAAACAGACUGAUUUAUGUAAAUAGUACGACUGUAUGUAUAUUAAAACUAUUGCUAUGGCACUAGUGUGGUGCAAUGUGACUAUAUAUAUCGUAUGGACAAAAUAAAA
Molecule: messenger RNA, 3364 nt
Organism: Danio aesculapii
Lineage: Eukaryota; Metazoa; Chordata; Actinopteri; Cypriniformes; Danionidae
Product: transcriptional-regulating factor 1
Exons: 15
Coding region: 291-3209 (972 amino acids)
Biological process (GO): negative regulation of DNA-templated transcription; regulation of transcription by RNA polymerase II
Cellular component (GO): histone deacetylase complex; transcription regulator complex
Molecular function (GO): transcription corepressor activity
Source: RefSeq, a predicted model, not a curated record